AUGUCUCAAUUUAAAUUACGCACAUUCGCGUUAGUUGUUUUUUGGGGGUCCGUGUUCGACACAAGACUUCGUCACUUGGAAAGCUCCGAACGAGAACCAGCACAGCCGUUUGCGGAUAAUAGCCCGGUGACAGAUGGCACCCCUACCGAUAUGAAAGCUAUGGUCAUAGCAAACUACCUGGAAGAUCUCGGACCACUGAAGAGGUCCCUUAGCCAUUCCACCCUGGUCACUGCCUGUCAGCUCGCUCUUGAGGGCCGUGGUCCUCUAGAUCUUAAAGACUAG
This is a messenger RNA of Penicillium vulpinum, 282 nucleotides long. RefSeq lists its product as uncharacterized. The coding region runs from base 1 to 282 and encodes 93 amino acids. The record is from RefSeq and is a predicted model, not a curated record. NCBI's taxonomy places the organism in Eukaryota, Fungi, Ascomycota, Eurotiomycetes, Eurotiales, Aspergillaceae. The transcript has a single exon.